Centruroides sculpturatus (bark scorpion) is the source of this 1400-nucleotide messenger RNA. RefSeq names its product putative methyltransferase DDB_G0268948. The transcript is spliced from 6 exons. The record is from RefSeq and is a predicted model, not a curated record. Gene Ontology annotation, molecular function: S-adenosylmethionine-dependent methyltransferase activity. NCBI's taxonomy places the organism in Eukaryota, Metazoa, Arthropoda, Arachnida, Scorpiones, Buthidae. Bases 247 to 1053 code for a protein of 268 amino acids.
UUAUUGAUAUUAAAAUUAUAUUAUCGUAUUAUUUAGAUAAGUGAUUUUACAGAUUCAAUCAUAUUUAGGUCAUUAAUCCUCGGUACGUGAUAAAAUAUAGUAUAUCGACUCAUUUACAUCAGCCUUUAUCAUCAUGAAUGAGAAACAUCUCGGACAUCAGUUUCUUGACAUUAGAAACCACAGAUAAGAUAUACGAACGAAUUGACAAUUUUCUUAUCCCUCUUACCUUAGCGUCACCGAUUAAACAUGGCAGAAAGAGGGUUCGAAAGGCUAGAACAAGCUUCUGCAUACGCAAAGUUUCGCCCUUCUCCUCCUCAAUUCAUCACUGAUAAAAUACUGAAAUAUUUAGAAGAGAAGAUUAAUCCUCCUUAUGAACAUGUAUUGGAUGUGGGAUGUGGAACGGGGCAAAGUUCUAUUGUAUGGAAACCAUAUUUUCGUAACAUUACCGGGUGUGACAUCAGUUCCGCUCAAAUUGAAGAAGCCAGAAAGAAAAGUUCGUUUGAAAAUGUGAAUUUCAUUAUUUGUCCUUCGGAAAAAAUUCCUUUUCCCGAUAAUUCAGUUCAGAUGAUAUCUGUAGUUACAGCUCUCCAUUGGUUCGAUAUAGAAGAAUUUUUCAAAGAAGCAAAGAGAUUAUUGAUCAGAAAUGGUGUUUUAGCCGUUCAGAAUUAUCAUACAGUUAGGGUGAAAUUCGAUACAGAUGAGAAAACUUCUUUAGGAAAUGCUAUCCUGAAAGAGCUAAUGUAUGAUAAAUUACACGAAUAUAUGUCGAAAAACGUUAUAAAUUCCGUUAAUGAAUUUUCUUCUAUCAAUUUUCCGUUUUGCGAUGUUGUCAGGCAUACUGGAAUAAAAGAUAGUAUUGAAGUAACGGUGGAUUAUGUCAUCGGUUUCUUUUUCUCUUUCUCUCGCUAUCAAACUUUCAAAGAACGUCAACCAGAAAAAGCCGAAUCUGUGUUGAAACAAUUACAAGAAAGACUUUUGGAAUUGGCUGGAGGAGAAAAUGGAAAAUUUAGACUGGAGCGAAAUUGUUAUUUAAUUUUAUGUAGAAAUGUUUAAAAAAAGUAUUUAAACGAUCAUAAAUUAACACAUUUAGUUGCCAUUAUUUACAUAUAAGUUUUUGUUUUGGAGUGAAGAAAAUGUUGGUAAUCACAAUUUUUAUAUUGGGAAAUUUUGUAUGCUGUCAACAAUGUAUAUGCUAUAAACCCUCAUUUAAAAUCAUGGUUAAAAUACAUUGAAUAAUAAAUGAUUUUAUAAAAUAAAUUAAGAUUUAAUAAUAUUUGACUACCUUAUACGUUGAACAGAAAAAAACAUUACAGUAUAUUCAAACAUUAUUUCUCUUUGUCAUUUAUGUAUUUAAGCUUAUAUUUUAAUUUUUUUUAAAUUGAAUAUUUGUACAAUAUUAU